UUAGCAGUGUUUGCCUAAAGGAGAUUCCAUCUGGAAUGGAAUUAGCCCGCAGCCCCUUUCGCAGACUAAGACAGGUUAGAAACAGAAGCAGAUUGUACACAGUAGCAGUAACCCAGCCUUAUCCUAUUAGCACAUUAGUCUCAACUUCCAGCAGCCAAAUCUCUCUCUGCAAGAUGGAAGCUCCCCAAGCACCAGCAACCGACAUACCUUUGACUGUAAAUGCAGCACAGAAUGGACACAUACAAAGGACCACAGGUGAAUCUUGCCCCCCACCUAAAACAAAAUACCUGACAGUUACUCAGUACCUGCCUGAAGCCUAUUCUCACCAAGGAAACGUCAAUGGAGCGUUUGAUGCAUCUACCUGCCCCGAUGCACACAUCUAUUCAGUUGUUAAUAAUUAUGUAGAUGGAAACCAGCAAACAAAACCAAGUGGCAUGCAUUUUGGUGAUGGCAAAAGAAAGGUGGACUAUGUACUUGCUUAUCAUUAUAGAUAUCGGUCUUCCCAUCACAAUGGUUCACCCGGGAGUCACAGACCUCCAGCUGUCAUUGUGUCUAAUGGGAAUUCAAUAACUCCAGAAGAAGUUGGGAAAACACCCCAACAGUCUCUACCUGGGGAUUUACACCAUCAGGGCAAUCAGAAGAAGAACAUCCAUAAUCAUCAGAAACACAAUAACAGUGAUCAUUCUCACUCUGAAAAUGGAAACCAGCCACAUCAUCCUGAUGGUGUUGUUGUCGUGGAAAUAAAUCACCAUGAUGCUCUUGAAGAAGAGAAGAAAAUACAGAGGGAGGAGUUUGAGCAGAACCUUAUGGAAGCUGGCCUGGAAUUGGAAAAAGAUCCUGAGACAAAAAGCCAAGGAUUGAAUUUUGUCCGAAUUCAUGCACCUUGGCCUGUACUAAGUCGGGAGGCAGAAUUUCUUAAAAUAAAGGUGCCCACCAAAAAGAUGUACGAAGUAAAACAAGACACCGGCAUCCUCAAAAAGUUAUACUCUUUAUGGAACAAAUGUACAAAGAUUUUACAGCCCAAAGUGCCACAAUUUAGUGAAAAUGCAAAGAUGAAACACUUAUCAUAUCCCUUUUCCCGAGACAAAAUGCAUUUGUAUGACAUUAAAGACAAGGACACCUUUUUUGAUAAUGCAACAAGGAGUCGAAUAGUCCAUGAAAUAUUAAAGAGGACUUCUAGUGUAAAAGCCAAAUACAGUAUGGGUAUUACCACAUUGAUAGCAAAUAAUGUCUAUGACUCAGCGUACCCUCUUCAUGAUGGUGACUAUGACCACAAUAAAAAUGAAACAAAUGAGCGAAUGCUGCUACAUCGAGAAUGGGCAAGAUAUGGAGCCUUUUAUAAAUAUCAGCCUGUUGAUCUAAUAAGAAAGUAUUUUGGAGAAAAAAUUGGAUUGUAUUUUGCUUGGCUGGGUCUGUAUACGUGGCUAUUGAUUCCUGCAUCCCUAGUUGGGAUAAUAGUUUUUCUUUAUGGCUGUGCGACUAUUGAUGCUGACAUUCCUAGUCAGGAAAUGUGUGACCAGGAACAAGGCUUCGUAAUGUGCCCACUGUGUGACAAGGCAUGUGACUUCUGGAAACUGAGCAGCGCUUGUGGUACGGCACGGGCUAGUCACCUCUUCGAUAAUCCUGCAACGGUCUUCUUCUCUGUGUUCAUGGCUCUCUGGGCUACCUUGUUCCUUGAGUACUGGAAACGUCUACAGAUGAGACUGAGUUACUUUUGGGACCUUACAGGGUUGGAAGAAGAAGAAGAGCGUAUAAAGGAGCAUCCAAGACCUGAAUAUGAAACAAAAUUGCUAUUAAUGAAAGAAAAAUCCAAAGGCAAUGGGAAGAAUGGGAAUAAAAAGGAAAAAUUAACCUGGAGAGACCGAAUUCCAGCAUAUUUAGUAAACUUUUCUGCCAUUUUAUUUAUGAUAGCAUUAACAUUUUCAGCAGUGUUUGGAGUGAUCAUCUAUCGAAUCACGACUGCCGCUGCCCUGGCAGUAAGUACAAGCGAAGUAACAAGGUCGAAUGUUCGUGUGACUGUAACGGCCACUGCUGUUAUAAUUAAUCUGGUCGUCAUCCUCAUACUAGAUGAGAUUUAUGGAUCAGUUGCUAAAUGGCUUACAGAAAUUGAGGUCCCAAAAACAGAAAAGACUUUUGAAGAAAGACUGAUUUUAAAGGCUUUCCUUUUGAAGUUUGUGAACUCAUAUGCUUCAAUUUUUUACGUUGCCUUUUUUAAAGGACGAUUUACCGGGCGGCCUGGAAGCUAUGCAUAUAUUUUCCAUGGUUACAGAAUGGAAGAGUGUGCACCGGGAGGCUGUCUAAUAGAACUAUGCAUUCAGCUUAGUAUUAUUAUGCUGGGGAAGCAACUUAUACAGAACAACUUAUUUGAGAUUGCAAUACCGAAGUUCAAGAAAUUGUACAGGAAGUUCAAAGAUGAAAGGGCAGAGCCAGGUGAAAACAAUUUAAACAACACUAAAGAACCUCAGCAAUGGGUCCGUGACUAUGCACUUGAACCAUUUACUGGGCUAACACCGGAAUAUAUGGAAAUGAUUAUCCAGUUUGGCUUUGUAACGUUAUUUGUGGCAUCGUUCCCACUGGCCCCACUCUUCGCUCUCCUCAACAACAUAAUAGAAGUUAGACUGGAUGCAAAGAAAUUUGUGACAGAACUUCGACGACCUGACGCAGUGCGGGCAAAGGAUAUAGGAAUUUGGUACAAUAUUUUAAGUGGGAUUGGCAAGUUUUCAGUGAUUAUAAAUGCAUUUGUAAUAUCUGUGACAUCUGACUUCAUUCCACGCCUUGUGUAUCAGUACAUGUACAGUGAAAACGGCACCAUGCAUGGUUUCCUAAAUCACACCCUUUCAUAUUUCAAUGUUAGUCAUCUAAAGCCUGGAACCCAACCAGAAAACUCCCAGUUUGCACAGAAUGUUGAAAUUUGCAGAUAUAAAGAUUAUAGAGAGCCACCUUCUUCCCCAAAUCAGUAUGAUUUUUCCAAGCAAUACUGGACAAUUUUAGCUGUACGUCUGGCCUUUGUCAUCCUUUUUCAGAACCUGGUCAUGUUUUUGAGUGCCGUAGUGGACUGGCUCAUACCAGAUAUUCCAAAGGACAUUAGCGAACAAAUCAAAAAGGAGAAAACUAUGCUUGUCAAUGUCUUUCUAAAAGAAGAGCAUAAAAAGCUUCAGCUGCUAGAGAACUUCUUAAUGCACGACAAACAACGUAGCAAAAGCGAAAAUAGAGGACAGCGAAGUCGAGCGGCAAGUUUCUGCCAGUUUAGUCGCAGUCAACGCGGCAGUUUCACGUCGUUCAGCUCACAUCACACCGACGUGUGAUUUCCGUUUUCAGAGCAUAAUAGAUAUGCAAGUAAUAUUUACUGUUGGGCAACUGGAGAAGGACAGACGUAUGGAGAGAAGGAAAUGGUAUAAAGAGGAGAAAAAAAGCCUCCGUUUUCCCUCGUAAACGUCUCCAAACCAUUUUAAGCAGGUUUUUGUAAUAUAUAAAGGGCCAUCUGGUGCAACACAUAGCUCAGACACAUUUAUGUACAACUAUGCACCACCUUCUGCUAUGUAUUUAAUUGUUUAACUAGCAGAAGCUCGCGUCCAGUACACGCAAUAGGAAGCAGAGUAAGGCCGCAGGUCUCAUAACAUAACGAAUGAGUUGAUAGUCGUAUUAGCCAAGCUCCUUGUUUUUAAUGGGCAAACUUAUUUGAAGUGUGUCACCCUCAUUUCCAGUCUGCGCACAUUAAAAAAAAAAAGACUUCUGCUGCUGUGUUUUAAAACUGAGGUGAUCUCAACCAUUCUUUUAUUUUACUAAAAUAUAUGAAAACGGUGGAGAACUUGGAGCCUAUUUGUUUGUGAACUUGAAUUCACAAAUUAAUUAAAACACAUUAAAUCAUAUAUAUUAAACUACUGUAUUCAUGAAAACAAAGGGAAUGCAAAGUGUGUGUAUAUAAAUCUAACUCUCAUUCUGCUGGUGGUGUGCUCCCAGAAUGUUAUGUUCACUUGGGUGCUCUUGAGAUUUUUUUUUGUGAAUGUAUGUAGAAUCAAGGAAAAAGAAAUUCCUCAGGGCUAAUUUUGUACAAUCCAUUCUAAGGAACAUAUAUCAAAAAAAGUACUUUUGAUAUUAUGGCGGAAACAUACCAACCCAUAUCCAACUGAAAAAUUGUAAUGGAAUCUGUAAUAUUUCUGGACUGGAAUUUUUUGAGAGAAUGUAUGGAGAGAGCUUAUAUUAAACUAUUUUUUUCUUGAAUUUA
Xenopus tropicalis (tropical clawed frog) is the source of this 4225-nucleotide messenger RNA. RefSeq names its product anoctamin 2, calcium activated chloride channel (gene ano2). The transcript is spliced from 26 exons. NCBI's taxonomy places the organism in Eukaryota, Metazoa, Chordata, Amphibia, Anura, Pipidae. Bases 36 to 3305 code for a protein of 1089 amino acids. Gene Ontology annotation, cellular component: membrane; plasma membrane. Gene Ontology annotation, molecular function: protein dimerization activity. The record is from RefSeq and is a predicted model, not a curated record.